Messenger RNA from Elephantulus edwardii (Cape elephant shrew), 3744 nucleotides. It is a transcript of the gene PER2, whose product is annotated as period circadian clock 2. The coding region runs from base 1 to 3744 and encodes 1247 amino acids. The record is from RefSeq and is a predicted model, not a curated record. Gene Ontology annotation, biological process: circadian regulation of gene expression; negative regulation of transcription by RNA polymerase II; entrainment of circadian clock by photoperiod. The transcript has 23 exons. Gene Ontology annotation, cellular component: cytoplasm; nucleus. Gene Ontology annotation, molecular function: transcription corepressor binding; transcription cis-regulatory region binding. NCBI's taxonomy places the organism in Eukaryota, Metazoa, Chordata, Mammalia, Macroscelidea, Macroscelididae.
AUGAAUGGGUCCAGCGAGUCCUCUCCCAGCUCCAGCGGGUCUUCUGAGGCUGUUCUGGAAGCCCAGCCCAGCCAGGCCCCACUCCAGGAAGACAUGGAGGUGGGCAGUGGCAAUGAGGCCAGUGACAACUGCUCCCCAGGCCAGGGCAGUGACAGCGACGACACCAAAGACCUAGGACUGCUCUCGGGGACCCCGGACACUCACCAGAGCCCAGAUGCCUUCAGCCUGAUGAUGGCCAAGUCUGAGCACAACCAGUCCGGCAGUGGCUGCAGCAGCGAGCAGUCUGACAAAGCAGAUUUGCACAAAGAGCUGAUCAAGACUCUGAAGGAGCUGAAGGUGCACCUCCCGACUGACAAGAGGGCGAAGGGGAGGCCCAGCACGCUGGCCACGCUCAAGUACGCUCUGCGGAGCAUGAAGCAGGUGAAAGCUAACGAAGAGUAUUUCCAGCUGCUGGUGUCCAGCGACAGCCACCUGUCCGGCCUGGCCGUGCCUUCCUACACACUGGACGAGGUUGAGAGCAUGACCUCCGAGUACAUGGUGAAGAACGCGGACAUGUUUGCUGUGGCCGUGUCAUUGGUGACAGGGAGAGUCCUAUACAUCUCCAAUCAGGUGGCAUCCAUCUUUCACUGCAAGAGAGCCGCCUUCACCGGCGCCAAGUUCGUGGAGUUCUUGGCGCCUCACGAUGUCAGCGUGUUCCACAGUGCCACCACCCCCUAUAAGCUCCCACUGUGGGGCACCUGCAGUGGGACAGAUUCCUUCACUCGGGACUGCAUGGAGGAGAAGUCUUUCUUCUGUCGAGUCAGUGUCAGGAAGACCCACGAGGACGAGGUCCACUACCACCCGUUCCGCAUGACGCCGUACCUCCUCAAGGUGCGCGAGCCCCAGGGCCCCGAGAGCCAGCUCUGCUGUGUCUUGCUGGCCGAGAAGGUGCACUCCGGCUACGAAGCCCCUAGAAUCCCUCCAGAGAAGAGGAUUUUCACAACCACACACACACCGAAUUGCCUAUUCCAGGAGGUGGAUGAGAGGGCCGUCCCUCUCCUGGGCUACUUGCCUCAGGACCUGGUGGAGAAGCCUGUGCUCCUGCAGCUGCACCCAAGUGACCGGCCCCUGAUGCUGGCCAUCCACAGAAAGAUCCUGCAGUCUGGUGGGCAGCCUUUCGACUACUCGCCCAUCCGCUUCCGCGUCCAGAAUGGCGAGUACAUCACCCUGGACACCAGCUGGUCCAGCUUCGUCAACCCCUGGAGCCGCAAGAUCUCCUUCAUCAUGGGGCGGUACAGAGUCAGGGUGGGGCCCCUGAAUGAAGACGUGUUUGCAGCCCCACCUGGCAUGGAGAAGUCCCCACACCCCAGUGUCCAGGAGCUCACUGAACAGAUCCACCGGCUGCUGCUGCAGCCUGUGCCCCACAGUGGCUCCAGCGGCUACGGCAGCCUGGGGAGCAACGGCUCUCAUGAGCACCUCAUGAGCCAGACGUCCUCCAGCGACAGCAACGGCCACGAGGACGCCGGCCAGCAGGUAGCCGAAAUGUGCAGGAAUAGUACUGAGGCCCAAACCAGAAGUCAUCGUUCCCGUGCAUCCAGAGAACAAAAGAGAAAGCCAGCUGCAGAACCGCAGAGUCAGCCCCCAGCCCCGGUGACACCAGUCCUGGCUUCAGACAAGGACGGCCCAGGCUCUGGGGUCCCCAAGGCCGCCUUCUCCGAGGAGCUGGCAUGCAGGGCCCAGCCGGCCUGCUCCUAUCAACAGAUGAGCUGCCUGGACAGUGUUAUCCGGUACCUGGAGAGCUGCAGUGAGCCCACCACGCUGAAGAGGAAGUGCGAGUUCCCGGCCAGCAUCCCCGCCCUGAACCCCAGCGACAAACGCAAGGCGACAGGAGGAGCAGCCUCACAAGUGCACACGGCCCUGCUCAAGUCCAAGGUGGACGGCCCCGCCGAGGUCAGCGCGCACCUGCCGCCGCUGGCGCUGCCCCACAAGGCUGACAGCGUCAUGUCGCUCACGAGCCAGUGCAGCUACAGCAGCACCAUCGUCCACGUCGGCGACAAGAAGCUGCAGCCCGAGCCAGGUCCGUGGGGCCAGGCAUCUGCAAGUGGCCCCGAGUCCCUGGACAGCCCGGCCGGCCCUGCACUGAGCCUGGGCCCCGAGAAGGAGCCGUUCAAGAAGGUGGGCCUCACCAAGGAGGUGCUAGCUGUACACACGCAGAAGGAGGAGCAGAGCUUCCUGCACAAGUUCAAGGAGAUGCGCAAACUCGGCGUACUGCCGUCCAGAUGCCACCACUGCCUCCCGCAGGGGCCCCCAAGCGAGCGCGCCACUGCCGGACUGAGAAACACUCCUGGGUCACACCCGUCAUGGAAGAAACCCGGGAAGAACCGUAACCUGAAGUCCAAAUGGGCCAAGUCCCGAGACUCGUCGGGGAGCACAGCAUCCGGAGGGCCAGCACCCGCCCGUGUCCCACUCGCUGGCCUCAGUGCCACCCCCUGGUCCCCAUCGGACACAUCUCAGUCCAGCUGCACAGCUCCGCCCUUCCCUGGGCCCAUGCCAGCCUAUCCCCUGCCCAUGUUCCCUGUGCCAGGGCCGGUGGCGGCCCCCUCAACCCCCCACACUGGCUACUCAGUGCCUGUGGGUCCACAGGCCGACGUGGCUGUUACAGCCCCACUGGCUCCAGUCAUGGCGUACGUGCUGCCUGGCUACCCCUUCCCCACCGUGGCCCCCAGCCUGUCCCAGCCCUACUUCCCUGGCCAGACUCCCUUUCUGAGCCACCCCGAGACAAUGUUCACCCCACAGCCCAUCUUUUCCACACGGACCCCACUCCCCGCUCAGCCAUGUGCCUGUCCCUGGCCCGAGCGUGCGGCCACCCCUGCCACCCCAUCCUCGGCCACCGGGCCUGUGGGCCGUACCUCCCCACCGCUCUUCGAGUCCCGAGGCAGCUCACCCCUGCAGCUCAACCUGCUGCAGCUGGAGGAGACCCCUGAGGGGAGUGCUGCGGCCAUGGGCACUGCUGGAGCCACGGCCGUGGGCCCUGAUGCCAAGCCAGCCGCAGCCCAAGAUCCCCCAGCGCAGGCAAGGCUGACUGUCCGUGUGCCCUCAGAGGCCCAGCACAGCGAUGCCCUGUCCACGUCCAGUGACCUGCUUGACCUGCUCCUGCAUGAGGACCUGUGUUCAGCUGCGGGCUCGGCCCUGUCAGGGAGUGGGGCCUCCGCUGCCUCGGACUCUCUGGGCUCCGGGUCACUGGGCUGCACUGCAUCUGGGAGCGGGACAGGCAGCAGUGACACGGGCCACACCAGCAAGUACUUUGGCAGCAUUGACUCGUCGGAGAACCAGCGCAGAGCGAGAACAGGCGCGGGUGUGGGUGAGCCUGGCCGUCCCCUCCAGGGCACCCUUCAGGACCCCAUCUGGCUGCUGCUGGCCGACGUAGACAAGAGCACCAUGAUGACCUACCAGAUGCCUGCCCGGGACCCAGCUGCGGUCCUGAAGGAGGACAGGGAGAAGCUGCGGGCUCUGCAGCGCUUCCAGCCCCAGUUCUCAGAGGCCCAGAAGCAGGAGCUGCGUGAAGUCCACCCCUGGGUGCAUGCAGGCGGCCUGCCCAUGGUCAUGGACGUGCAGGAAUGUGUUUACUGUGAGAACCAGGGGAAAGGUGGCAUUUACGUGCCAUACGAAGAUGACCUCCCUACGGUGGCACUUGGUGAAGACAAGGACCCCAGAGAGGAAGAGAAUGGACGGGCCCUGGGCAGAGCCGACGGAGGGCAGACAUAA